AUGCCACCGUAUUCGUCUCUUGGUUUUCAUUUAUGUCGCUUCGAAUACAAUAGUAUCGAAAAAUUACAAGCAGUGACUCAACGAAUGCACGAUGCUAAUUUUCCGUACGACGUACAAUGGACUGAUAUUGACGCCAUGCCGUCGCAUUUGGACUCCACCUAUGACAAAAAUAAAUUUCAUGAUCUUGCCGAUCUUGUUCGUUCAGUACAAUCUUCAAUGCAACCAGCAGGAACGUAUCCACCAUAUGAUGAUGGUCUGAAAGAAGCAAUAUUCAUCAAAACUCGACUUGAAUUAUGUGCAUGGAAAGAAAUUCAUCUUAAACGGUCAUUUGUUCUGUCUCGUUCGUCAUUUGUCAAAUUCGGUCAAUAUGCUGCGCAUUGGAUAGGAGAUAAUUCUGCACCAUACGAAGAUACGUAUUUUCCGAUUUCGGCUAUUCUGAUUUUUAAUAUGUUUGGUAUAACGCACGUUGGUGCCGAUAUCUGCGGUUUUCGACUCGAUAUAACCCAGGCCGAACAAUCCAGCAUGGAAACGGCCGGUUCCGUGGUAUUUCGAAGAUUUCAUGGAAUCCUGCUUCAGGAACCAUCAUCCUGGGAACUGAAGAAUUGUGUACAUAAUGGAUGCAAUUAG
Messenger RNA from Adineta ricciae, 627 nucleotides. The record is from the annotation of a GenBank genome assembly. Lineage: Eukaryota; Metazoa; Rotifera; Eurotatoria; Adinetida; Adinetidae.